This is a messenger RNA of Clupea harengus (Atlantic herring), 1202 nucleotides long. Its product is annotated as duodenase-1. The record is from RefSeq and is a predicted model, not a curated record. Lineage: Eukaryota; Metazoa; Chordata; Actinopteri; Clupeiformes; Clupeidae. Gene Ontology annotation, molecular function: serine-type endopeptidase activity. Gene Ontology annotation, biological process: proteolysis.
AUAACAUGAGAUAAGUGCUUUGCGCUCAAAAUCGUUAUCAACCACCAUCUAACUUCAAGAAGUGCAACACAAACAGGUUUCAGAUCCUAGUUCUAACCCAAUAAAAAGGCCACGCAAACAUCAGAGGUGGUGUGUCAGUGGUUGUCUUCCACAUACACGUCUAGUCAUGAUGCACCUCCUCAGUGCUCUACUUCCCAUGCUGCUUGUCUUCAACCAAGGGGGCUGCAUGAGAGAAAGCAUCUUGGGCGGACAUGAAGCAAAACCCCACAGCCGUCCCUACAUGGUUUACAUACUGUACAAGAUGAAUUCCCAAUGGGCUUCUUGCGAUGGUUUUCUUGUGAGGGAGGAUUUUGUGAUGACGGCAGCUCAUUGCAAAGGACAUACAAUGCUUAUUUUUCCUGGUGUCCACAAUACAUCUGACAUAAAUCCAGACUCAAGACUGAAAGGUACACCACAUGUCCAUCCUGAAUACUCUUCGGACAGAGCAAAUGACAUCAUGCUACUAAAGCUUUCACCAAAUGUUACUCUCAACAACUGGGUGAAGCUGCUACAUCUUCCUCAGACAGAAAAUGAGAGUGCCCUCACAACAGACUGUCUGGUGCCAGGGUGGGGAGCGACAUCACUUGAUGAAAUCGGCUCAAAAGUGUUGAGAGAGGUUAAUGUUACGGUCGACCCCUCUCUCAACUGCGACACCUCUAAAUCAAUCUGUACCAAGGGACCUAGAGGUCCUUAUAAGGGAGACUCUGGAGGCCCACUCAUCUGUGGGAACGUGGCGUAUGGGGUGGUAUCCGCAUGCCACACAGACCAUAAGACGUAUACCUAUUCGUACACUCGGAUUGCCCACUCCCACCACUGGAUCAACCAGAUUAUGACUCCUCUCCAUUAACUACCCAGAUGUAACAAUAUAGGUAUUCAGUAUCGACGGAAUGGACCAAUGUGAACAACAGUUUGCUGUAACUAAACUGAGAAUAUUAGUACCAGUGGUUUUGCUUUGAUAACUGAAAUAUUUAGGAAGUUGCUUAAGAUCUUAAAUCUACAGACUUUACAUACAACUGCAAAACAUCUUGUUUUAGAACUAUAUACCAGAUGUGUUACAGAACUUAAGCUCCUCUUUUGUGCCCUUCUUGGCAAAUGUUGUCAUAGAUCUCAAGACAUGCCUGUCAACACACUGCUUAUUUGAUAAUACACCGCUUUUAAAUGUU